CUGUCUCCAGGUGUUUUAAUGGACAGUGUGCUUGAAGGGCAUUAUGGGUAAUGUAGUAAAUGACAGCAACAUGCAGAGCUGUAUAAAGUACUGUCAAGUAAAAAUACUGCAGUACAAGCAAAAGUCCUGCCUUUACGUCUGAAUUUAUUUACAAUUAACUAAACAUUUUUUUUAUGUGUUUUGCUUUCCAGCUGAAGCUAAAAUAAGUGGAGAUUGUUAAUUUAUCUAUUAAACAUAGAACAGAUAUAAUAAUAACAGAUAUAAUAAUUAGGUCCCACUCCGACCGGUCCUACCAGAAACCAGUUCUUUAACAGCUUCUGAGGUUCGUACUGAAUCUGAACAAACCAGUGUUGGGGGAAUGGAUAGGCUAUCUCCAGUCUGGAUGAAAGUGGGAUGAUGAGAAUUCACGACAAUAAGCGUCAAGGGGUUAAAAAGCUGAAUAAUAAUGCACACUGUUGAAUGUGUCAUAGUUUAUGUUUUAUUUACUGAAAGCAGUAAUGCAGCAUAAAGUCAUGUAGAAGUACUGCAGCUCAGGUACAUGUAGUUAACGUGUUCAGAUGCUGUGAAUCUUUAGAUUGAUCCCCUGAUUGAUUAAUGAUCAGUUUCACUCUAAUGUGUCAUAAUAAUAAUAAAUAGUAUUUAUAUAAAUGUACACGUUCAUCUGGUGUAGUACUCAGGUCAUAGUACUGUCAGUAGUACUGCUAGUAGUACUGUUAGUACUGUUUGUAGUACGAGCUGCUCCUGCAGUUCCUCUGUCCUCCUGCAGGCGGCGCUGCUGCAACACAGAGCUCUGAUCUAAACGAGCUGCAGGUUUCAACUGAUUCUUCUGUUCCUCAGUCAGAUCAUCGAAGCUUCGGUUAUUGAUCCUCACAUUAUUGAUUAGAACAGCAGAGACCUCGAUCACCCUUCAUCCUCCUCCAUCAUCCUCCUCCAUCAUCCUCCUCCAUCAUCCUCCUCCAUCAUCCUCCUCCAGCCGCAGACCGUCAGCGGACCGACAGACGAACCGACAGACGGACGGACCGACUCCUCCGGCUGCAGUGAUGUCGGCGUCUCCCGCCCUGUCCGACCUGUCCCGCCUCUACCAGACGGAGUUUGUUCGCAGCGCCAGAGCCGUGGGCGUCCUCUGGGCCGUCUGCUCGCUCUGCUUCGCCAUCAUCCAGGUGGUCAUCCUGGUGCAGCCGUCCUGGAUCGGCACCGCGGACAUCCGGCCUCCGCAGCCCAGCGGCACCCUGGGACUGUUCGAGGUAUGUCUGGAGUCUGAUUGGCCGGUCCCAGACUGUCGUGGUGGUCUGUCCAGUCUGUCUCCUCUGCCGUCCUUCCAGUCGGUGGCGGUGUUGGUGGGCGUGUCUCUGUGGGCGGUGUGGACCAGCGUCCUCUGUCUCUGUCUCUUCAGGUUCUGCAGCGCUGCGACCGUCUACAAGAUCUGUGCCUGGCUGCAGCUGACUGCAGCAGGGUUCUGCCUGGCGCUGGCCUGCCUCCUGUUUCCAGAUUCGUGGGAGAGUCCAGAGAUGAGAGCUCUGUGUGGCGACUCGGUGGGCAGUUUCUCUCCAGGUAACUGUUCGGUGCACUGGGCCUACAUCCUGGCCAUCCUGGGAGUUCUUGAUUACACCAUCUUGGCCACGCUGGCCUUUGUCCUGGCCAACCGACAGGACGCCCUGCUGCCGCCGGACUCCCAGGAUGUGACCACGGGUCUGCUGAUGACGGCAUGAACACCAGGGCCUUCACUUCUUCACUUCCUCCUGAUCUCUUUAUCAUCAUCUCCAUGGACAAAGAAACGUCUUUAUGAUCUCAUUCUUCUAAGACAUAUUCAAAUUGAAGAACCUUAACUUGCUAGUUUUAGUUCUAGUGUCUUCCAGGUGAAGCCGUUAUUCCAGCGCUGUGGUUUUACAUGAGAAGUUCUUCAGCACCAAAUGGACAAACAUAGGAUACAGUUUCACAGUCAGAUUAAUGAGUGUCCGUUUAUCAGAAUAAAAUGUGUUGGGUUUCUCCUUUGCUUCCAUGAAAGAAAAUGUAAAGAUGCUGAACUAAAUGAGAAAUGAGCCCAGAUAUCCUGUCCUUCUACUUCAUGUUUUGUCUUUCCAUCUUUACGUUAUUUCUCCAGUGUCAGCAUGGUGGAGUAGAUGUUUCUGCUGCGCUUGUUGUAAUACCACAAGUCACUCCUGGAGACAAUCAUCAGCAAACACCAGUUAGCUUAGCCUGGGAAAUGAGCUUAAACAGCUACAAGCUAACAACCACAAAGGAAAAUGUUAUGCAAAAAUGUCUACAAACUUUCCCAGUUCUGAAAUCUACAGAACUUCGAGGCUCUCAAACAGCUGGCUCUAGUUCUGUUGGGCUAGCUUCUAGGCCAUCUUUGGGUUCAUUUCACCAUUAGAAUUAGCUUCUAAAGCCAGGUAGGCUAGAGUUGAUGUAAGAUCUAAGAAAUGUCUGGGUUUAGUUAGCUUAGUUUUAGCUCAAAGCCCCUUUAGGUGUGAGUUGGUAUUGGGUUCAGCCAACUUUUGAGUCCAGUUAGCUAAGAAUGAACUUCUAGGCCCAUUUAGCUCUGUCAGUUUUAGGCUUCGUUAACCUCUAAACUCGGUUUACUUAUAAUCAUCCUGUAGGUCAUUUAGUGCUGUUAGAUCUGUGUUCUGCUGACUUCUGGGUCCAGUUUCAUAGCUAACAGUACCAUUUCACUCCAAUCAGAUUUGGUUUCAGUUGGCUUCAAUUCAAAUUUUGUGUUCUUAUUUUGGAGUUACAGUAAAAGCUGAAGAUCCACUUAAGGUUAGCGAUCUUCUGGUCUACUUAGCGUCAAGAUACAGUUAGCUUAGAUUUGCAUCUAGGUCCAUGUGGGUUAGAUAUAUCUUAAGAUGGAGUUUGCAUCUCGAUGGUCUAGUUUUCUUUGAACUGGCAUCAAAUUAGCGUAUGUUUCAACAUUUUUUUAAAGACGCGGAAAAGUCAACCAAAUUCUGGGUGACGUAAAGCACUAAAAACAUGUUUUACAGCUGAGAAUGUUGCACAAACACAAUGUGAGAAAUGUCUAAAAAACAAAAAAACAAAAAAACGAGCUGAUAGAAACAUUCUUGAAUGUAUUCAGGUCUGACAAGUUCUUAAAGAAGGGAAGAAAAACAAAGACAGCAACAUGGAAACUCAGUGUGUUCUAUGAAACGAUUUCUGUCAUCACAGUUCAUGAAAUGUCUCAAUCUUUUAAAGGAACAAUCAGAUUUUAUUACAUCCUCAACACCAGGUUCCUCUCUGGAGUUAGCCUAGUUUAAUGCUGUAAACACUGGAAACAGUCACAAUAAAAAACAAUAAAACAACAACAUAAUACAUCCAAAUCCUGUUAGCUUAGAGUUAGCCUCAGGUCCUGUUAACUUAGAGUUAGCCUCAGGUCCUGUUAACUUAAGGUGCUUUCACACCUACGUCUUUUAGUCCGCUUAAAGCGGACUGGAGUCCGCAACACCUGCAAGUACGGUUCGUUUGGGCUGAUGUGAAAGCAUACCAGAUUUUUUUGGUUCGGACUAACGAACCACACCGAGACCACUUUCGGGAGGUGGUCUCGGUCCGCUUCUAUGUGAACUCCAGUUCGGUUCGCUCAUGGUGAGAACACAAACCUGUCUCCAUUCGGACCGGCUUGAUGGCGCAGCAGACUUUUUGGUCUACGGGAGCUUCCGUAGCAACCUGCACAGGGAAUUUUGGGAGGCGCAAAAAAACUCGCGCUAGCUAAACCACAUUCUCCACACGAGUUUGAUCGAGAGCCUGCGUUUACGAUGAACAGGGGACAAACUUGGUCUAAAGAGGAGGUAAAACGACUGUAUAAUGUUCUCGUACCGAAUGCGAGCUUCAUGCUGAAACAACAGCAGUAUUUGUGCUUGCUGCAUAAAGCAAUAACACGAAUAUAUGGCAACAAGAAUGAACAGGAGAGCAUAGUUCAUUGUUUACGAAUAAACCGCGGUCCAUGAAAUAAACACAGCCUGUUGUUUUCUUCCGGGAUUUUUCCCUCUUCACAUGCUGCGCCAAUCAGCGUACACCUACGUCAUCGUAAACGCCUUGUUUUGUAAACAGCGCCGCCAAACGACUGGGGGGAGAUAUAACAUUAAUUGGAGUAGGUUCAACUGCGAAAACACUGGUGUGAAUGCGAACUGAACCAGUUGAAAAUAGCAACAUUGUAACAACUUUUGGCUCCAAACGAACCACUCUAGCGGACUAACAGGUGUGAAAGCACCCUUAGAGUUGGUCUCAGGUCCUGUUAGCUUAGAGUUGGUCUCAGGUCCUGUUAGCUUAGAGUUAGUCUCAAGUCCUGUUAGCUUAGAGUUAGUCUCAGGUCCUGUUAGCUUAGAGUUAGUCCCAGGUCCUGUUAGCUUAGAGUUAGCCUCAGGCCCUGUUAGCUUAGAGUUAGUCUCCGGUCCUGUUAACUUAGAGUUAGUCUCAGGUCUAGGUAGUUUAGAGUUGGUCCCAGGUCCUGUUAGCUUAGUGUUCGCUUCAGGUUCAGUCCAUUUCUGUUAGGAUUUUAGGUUCACUUUGCAGAUGUAGCUUUAGGCUCAUUAACUUCUAGGUCCAGUUAGCUUUGAGUUAGCUUCAGAUCCACUUAAAGUUAGCUUAGGAUUAAGAUUCUAGACCAAUAUAUCAUUGAAUAGCUUCAGGUCCAUUUAAUUUCCGGUUGCAUUUAACUUAGCAUUUGCUUCUUUAGCAUGUUAACAUAGAGCUAGCUUGUUGUCCAGUCAAAUAAAACCCACUGACUACAGGAUGGACUUUAGCUUAUUAGCUCACAGCCUGCCUGACUUUGUGCUAAGCUAGGCUAUCCAGAGAGGUAAAACUGGUAGCGACGACUGAGGACAGGAAGUGAAGCAUUUGCUGUCUGCAUGACUUUUGACCUUUAAGGCACAUCAUCAAUAAAAUUUGUUUUCCUCCA
Amphiprion ocellaris (clown anemonefish) is the source of this 4885-nucleotide messenger RNA. RefSeq names its product LHFPL tetraspan subfamily member 4b (gene lhfpl4b). Gene Ontology annotation, cellular component: plasma membrane. Bases 1041 to 1709 code for a protein of 222 amino acids. NCBI's taxonomy places the organism in Eukaryota, Metazoa, Chordata, Actinopteri, Pomacentridae. Gene Ontology annotation, biological process: sensory perception of sound. The record is from RefSeq and is a predicted model, not a curated record. The transcript is spliced from 7 exons.